GCAAUGAUUCGAAGUAAUACGGGUGACUCUUAUUGGUUAUGUCCGAUUCCACGAGGGGUCGCAUGCAAAAGCUUUACCAAACCGUUUAUUCUUUCUUUGCUUUCGGGAGUGGAAAUUGUUUGUUCCAUAAUCUAAUAAGGAGGCGGUAAAAUGGCUGGUGGCAAGGCAGGUAAAGACAGUGGCAAAGCCAAGGCAAAAGCAGUGUCACGCUCUCAGAGGGCUGGACUUCAGUUCCCGGUGGGUCGUAUCCACAGACACUUGAAGACUCGUACAACCAGCCAUGGCCGUGUAGGAGCCACAGCAGCUGUGUACAGUGCUGCUAUUCUUGAGUACCUUACCGCUGAAGUACUGGAGUUGGCGGGCAAUGCCUCUAAAGACUUGAAGGUGAAACGGAUCACUCCCCGUCAUUUGCAGUUGGCUAUCCGAGGUGAUGAAGAGUUGGACUCUCUCAUCAAGGCCACAAUUGCUGGAGGAGGUGUGAUACCUCACAUCCACAAAUCCCUCAUUGGGAAGAAGGGCCAGCAGAAGACUGUGUAGGUGCCAUGUUGACCAGAACUGUUUGGGUUUGGGCUUGAAUCGGACCAGGAGUUCACUUUUUUUUUCUUUUACUUUUUUAUAUAUAUAUAUGUAUAAUUUUAGCAAAGUGGGUUGUUUCGACUUUUUGUUGACGUAUUUUCCCAUAACUAGUAUAUAAAACCCCUAAUGAAAGAAAAUGUUCUGUUGUUGAACCUGAAUUUGUUUGAUUGGCCUGGUAUUGUUUGAUAUUUUAUACUGAGAAAAGAAAUUGUUAAAACAAUUGUUUUUAAUAUAUAUAAAAAAUUGUUUUGUGGUUAUUUCCUUGAAGUUACAAUCUUGUACAACUUUUUAAAGAGAUGACUUUUGGAUAGCAAAUUACUUAAUGUAAAUGUCAGAUGGUGCUUUUUUCCCCUCUGGACUUACUGUAAUAUUUUGAACUGCACAAAAAGUGUAUUAAAAUUUGACUUUUUACAUCAAAAUAUAAAUGCCUUUUUUUCCC
Messenger RNA from Thalassophryne amazonica, 1015 nucleotides. RefSeq names its product histone H2A.V. Gene Ontology annotation, molecular function: DNA binding; protein heterodimerization activity; structural constituent of chromatin. Gene Ontology annotation, cellular component: nucleosome. The transcript is spliced from 5 exons. Lineage: Eukaryota; Metazoa; Chordata; Actinopteri; Batrachoidiformes; Batrachoididae. The record is from RefSeq and is a predicted model, not a curated record. The coding region runs from base 151 to 537 and encodes 128 amino acids.